Salmo salar (Atlantic salmon) is the source of this 900-nucleotide messenger RNA. Its product is annotated as gamma-crystallin M2. Gene Ontology annotation, molecular function: structural constituent of eye lens. The record is from RefSeq and is a predicted model, not a curated record. Lineage: Eukaryota; Metazoa; Chordata; Actinopteri; Salmoniformes; Salmonidae. Gene Ontology annotation, biological process: visual perception; lens development in camera-type eye.
CUACUGUAUGCCCAGGAUCAAGACUUUUGGCAGCGCAGCCAGGCCACCAAAUCCCUGGUCAUUAAAAUAACAAAUAAAGUGGGAUCAGCCUAUCCGUCGAUUGAGGUUGAUAUAAUGGUCCCUGGGCCUGGUGAGCCAGACCAUCACUCCUGUAGAGGACGGGCUCCAGGGAGAUUUACCAGGAUGAGUAAGAUAACUUUCUACGAGGACAGCAACUUCCAGGGGCGCUCUUAUGAGUGCGAUGCAGACUGCGCUGACAUGCACCCCCAUUUCAGCCGCUGUAACUCCAUCAAGGUAGAUAGCGGCUGCUGGGUGCUGUAUGAGCGUCCCAACUACACAGGCUAUCAGUACGUGCUGACCAGAGGGGAGUACCCAGAGUACCAGCACUGGAUGGGAUACAAUGACAGCAUCCGCUCCUGCCGUACCUUCUCCUAUACUAGCGGAGGCCCAUACCGCAUGCGCAUCUAUGAACGCCCCAACUUCCAGGGCCAGACGAUGGAGUUCGCCGAGGACUGUGAGUCUGUCCAGGAACGCUUCCGCAGCCGUGACGUCUACUCCUGUAACGUUCUGGAGGGCUACUGGACCCUCUACGAACACCCCAACUACCGCGGCCGCCAGUACUUCAUGAGGCCUGGAGAGUACAGGAAGUUUAGUGACUGGGGCGCCACAUGCGCCACCACUGGCUCCUUCCGUAGGAUCACCGAGUUUUAGAUAAGAACACCUCUGCCUCCCUAAACGCAGCUCGUCUCUAGUUGGCACUGGCUUGUCAAUAGAAGAGUAUGCCCAUUCUAACACACAGGACUGUGUCAAAAUAUUUUAUGAAUUUGAAAUAGAUUUUUGGUCAUUAUUAAGUUACAAAGGUAACUCUGAAUGAGUCUGAAUAAAUUAAUCUAUUGUGAA